GGUGUCGAAGUUUUUACUAAAAUCGAAUAAAAAGCCAUCCAUUUUAGGUUGCUGAAGGAACCGUUACUAACAUCACAAUGGAUCCAGCACUGCUGCGCGAGCGGGAGGCCUUCAAGCGGCGGGCGAUGGCCACGCCAACCGUCGAGAAGAAGGCCAAAACGGAAAGUUCUUUCACGACACCGAAGGAUAUGAAAAAGCCUCGUUCGGCCUGCGCACCGCCCAAGAUUGAUGCCUCCAACUACAAAACUAUGUCCGGCAGUUCCCAGUAUCGCUUCGGUGUGCUGGCAAAAAUUGUGAAGCAUAUGCGCACCCGGCACCAGGAGGGAGACGAUCAUCCUUUAACUUUGGACGAAAUCCUCGACGAAACCAACCAAUUAGACAUAGGAUCCUCGGUGAAAGCGUGGCUACAGGGAGAGGCACUUCGAAACAAUCCAAAGAUUGAACUAACCCCGGACGGGCGAUUUCUGUUCAAAGCCGUGUUUAAACUUAAGGACGGAAAAUCGUUGAUGCGCCUCCUGAAGCAACACGACCUGAAAGGUCUCGGUGGAGUGCUGCUGGACGACGUGCAGGAGUCUCUGCCGCACUGUGAGAAAGUGCUCAAGAAUCGUGCUUCGGAGAUCAUUUUUAUUACCCGACCGAACGAUAAGAAAAAGAUUCUGUUCUACAACGAUCGUACGGCAAACUUUCAAGUUGAUGAAGACUUCCAGAAGCUGUGGCGUUCCGUGACGGUCGACGCAAUGGAUGAUGCGAAGAUUGACGAAUACCUUGAGAAGCAGGGCAUCCGCUCGAUGCAGGAUCACGGACCGAAGAAACCACUUCUGCCGAAGCGGAAGAAAAUACAGAACAAGAAACGGCAGUUUAAGAAACCCCGUGAUAAUGAACAUUUGGCGGACGUACUGGAAACCUACGAAGACAACACACUCACGCAGUCGAAUGCGGUGCAGGAAAUAAAGCAAAACAACUGAAAACGAAACAGACUGUCGAUUGUAUGAUAA
Anopheles bellator is the source of this 995-nucleotide messenger RNA. It is a transcript of the gene TfIIEbeta, whose product is annotated as general transcription factor IIE subunit 2. Bases 78 to 965 code for a protein of 295 amino acids. The record is from RefSeq and is a predicted model, not a curated record. Gene Ontology annotation, cellular component: transcription factor TFIIE complex. Gene Ontology annotation, biological process: transcription initiation at RNA polymerase II promoter. Lineage: Eukaryota; Metazoa; Arthropoda; Insecta; Diptera; Culicidae. The transcript is spliced from 4 exons.